Molecule: messenger RNA, 2064 nt
Organism: Aethina tumida (small hive beetle)
Lineage: Eukaryota; Metazoa; Arthropoda; Insecta; Coleoptera; Nitidulidae
Product: SET domain-containing protein SmydA-8
Exons: 9
Coding region: 179-1774 (531 amino acids)
Molecular function (GO): protein binding
Source: RefSeq, a predicted model, not a curated record
UGUUCGGUGGAAAAGCUUUAAAAUUUUCAGUGGAUUAUUGCCAAAACGUGACCCUCUAACCAGUCAUAUUUUUAAUAUUUCAAGUAGUCGUACGCUUACAACAAGUCGGUUAAUUGAAAUUUAAGUUUUUUUUGGCUGAAAAUACGUUCUGUUUAGAUUUUUAUUUUGUGCUGUCAAAAUGAACCGCAAAAAUAAAUCAAAGAAAUCAAAGUCAAGUAGAAGCCGUUCGCAAUCUUUGUUCGCCGAAAUUGGCGAUGAAAAUGAUGAAAGUUCCGGCGAACAAAUGUAUCAAAUAAAAACAUCAAAAAUUAUGGGACGGUAUAUGGUGGCAACAAAAGACAUAAAACCAGGACAAUUAAUAAUCAAAGAGGAGCCCUUGGUGGUAGGACCAUGUACUGCUUGUAAAGUUCAAUGUUUGGGAUGCUACAUCACACUCGAGAACACGAUCAAUUUUGUCAAAUGUGCUAAUUGUGGCUGGCCUCUCUGCGCAACCACAUGUCCUGGAUACCAUAAGAAACAUGGACAUACACAAUUGGAAUGUUCAAUACUUAAAGAAUGCAAAUCGGCGAGUUUUUUAAAUUAUGAUGAUGUUCAGUCGAUGAGAGCUCACUUCCAAACAAUUGUUCCUCUACGAUGUCUACUUUUGAAAACGACAGACCCCAGCGUUUUUAACUCCAUUAUGGACAUGGAGAGUCAUAAUGAAAUUCGAAAGCACAUUCCAGAAGUGUGGAAUGGAAAUGAAACUUAUGUAGUGAAUAGGAUAAUUAAAGACUGGGGUCUUACAGAAUUCACUAGCGGGGAAAUUCAUACAAUAUGUGGAAUUUUAGAGGUGAACUGUUUCGAAAUUGGACAACAAGGAAUAAACAUUAGAGGUCUAUAUCCUACAGCUUUUCUAAUGUCACAUGACUGUGUACCAAAUACUAAUCACAGUGAUGAGGAAGUAAAUUACAAAUUAACUGUUAGAGCUUCUACUCCUAUUUUGGAAGGACAACCUAUUACUCUGAGCUACGCUUAUACCUUACAAAACACGAUGAAGAGAAGAGAACAUCUUUUGGACAAUAAGUUUUUUGAAUGUUGCUGUGCUAGAUGUUCAGACCCAAAAGAAUUAGGAGCGUAUACUAGUGCCUUAUACUGUCCGAAAUGUGAAAGGGGAAUUGUAUUAGCAGAUAAUGCUUUAAAUAUAGAAACAACAUGGAGCUGUACUUCUAAAAAUAUCGGAAAAUGUACUGGAUAUACUAUUUCAGCCAAAUCAAUGAAACUUUUAAUUGAAAGGGUUACAGAAGAGGUAGACAAUAUCGACUGCAACGACAUUCCCGGAAUGGAAGCGUUCCUGGACAAAUACCGAAAUGUUUUAUAUCCAACUCAUUAUAUAAACUUAGGCGUGAAAAUAUCUUUAAGUCAAUUAUAUGGGAAAAUCGACAACUAUUUAAUAUAUGAAAUGCCUGAAACAUUGUUGGAGAGAAAAAUUAGUCUCUGCAAAGAACUGAUGGAAAUAUUCGACAUUAUUGAACCGGGAUAUACUAGAAUAAGGGGAGUUACGUUGUAUGAACUACAUGCCCCUUUAAUGAUCAUACUAACGAGGCAAUUUGAGAAAAAUGCGUUGUCCAAGUACGAGUUGAAAACGAGGUUAAGAGAAGUGGUCAAAUGUUUGGUCGAGGCUAGUCUUAUUUUAUGCAACGAACCGAAAAGUUCUCCAGAAGGAAUGAUGGGAAUCGCCGCGAAACAGGCCCUUCUUCAAAUUAAGGACUGGGAGAAUAUUGUUGGCAAAAUAUAAAACAUGUAGAAUAUAUAAAAGUUUGAGUACCUCUUCAUAUUAGUCCAGUACAAUUCCUACUAAAUUAUCAUAUAAAUAUAAGUUUUGAUAAGAUAACAAUACAAAUAUUCUACUCACUUCUUUUUUUACUUUUGGAUUAAAAGAGAACAAAAUUGUAAUUGUGAAAGACUUUUAUUUUUAGAUAUUUAACAACUACUUUAAUAGUUUGUAAAUAAUCAUAAGUAAAUAUUUUAUAACGUACAUUUUAUAAAUGUAAGUGUAUUACUGUUUACAAUUUGUUUAUAUUUUAA